Messenger RNA from Aquila chrysaetos chrysaetos, 665 nucleotides. RefSeq names its product cytochrome c oxidase assembly protein COX16 homolog, mitochondrial. Gene Ontology annotation, cellular component: mitochondrial inner membrane. NCBI's taxonomy places the organism in Eukaryota, Metazoa, Chordata, Aves, Accipitriformes, Accipitridae. Gene Ontology annotation, biological process: mitochondrial respiratory chain complex IV assembly. The transcript is spliced from 4 exons. Bases 53 to 409 code for a protein of 118 amino acids. The record is from RefSeq and is a predicted model, not a curated record.
GCGCCGCGCCGGAAGCGCUGAAGGCCGGUCCGGAGGCGGCCGCCCGGGCCCUAUGGGGAGGGAGGGCGGGGGAUGGAUGGAGAGGCUCGGGAAGCUGUGGAGGGGCCGCACCAUGACCUUCGGGGUCCCCCUCUUGCUGUAUCUUGUUGGAGGAUCUUUUGGACUCCGUGAAUUUGCUCAGAUAAGAUACGAUGUCCACAAACUACAUGGCAAGGUUGAUCCAGCUUUGAAAGAAAAAUUAAAACAGAACACUGUGACACUGGAAUCUGAAUAUGAGAAGCUGGAAAAGUCUGACUUGGAUAACUGGGAGAACAUCAGAGGACCCCGUCUGUGGGAAGAUUCUAGGACUGUUCAGAAGCAACGGCGGGAGGCUGUCCGUCUCAAGACAGCGACUCAAGAGAGUGACUGAGCAAGCCUACUUUGGUGCCUCUGCAAAAAAAAAAAAAGUCUCAGUCUGAACUGUCGUAUUUUUUAAACCAGUAUCAGGAACAGACACGGGAGGGGGGGAUUGCACUGAACAAUUCAUGCUGGUGUAUAUAUAAGUAACAGUGAGAUCAAUCCAAAAGGCACUGUAUUAUAUGAAACUCUUUGUUUGCAUCCAUUUGCACAGAGUUCCACAGGCUGCAUAUAUCAAUUCUCAAUUAAAAAAAUAGCUGAUUAUUCUA